Molecule: messenger RNA, 3338 nt
Organism: Seminavis robusta
Lineage: Eukaryota; Bacillariophyta; Bacillariophyceae; Naviculales; Naviculaceae
Source: the annotation of a GenBank genome assembly
UCAAGCAGUCAAGUCGUCAAUUCCUGGGGACAUGAGUCCCGCCAAAGUUUUUACGCGACCCACUUUUACUUACUCAUUUUACUUCAUUGGAAAAGCAAAGCACAGACACCGAGACAGCGAGACCUCAUUACUGCUCCUGCAGCAAACUGUAAUCAUUAUCCAGUAUUCGCUUGUACGAUUCGAUUCUAUUCAUUUCCAUCCAAUGCAAAGACCACUGCCUCUUUAUUGAUGCAACGGAUCGCAGCCGGGUAAGAGGUCAACACAACAGAUCCGUUCAAAAAAUUUUCAUCCGCUACCCCCGAGGCUCUCGAUGGGCCGUUUGGUGGCGUCAUUAUCAAUAGCAGCAGUCCUCCUGGCGCUGGUACUCGACGUUGCGAAUGGUCAAUUUCUCAAGCAGGGCUGUAACGAGUUGGCUCCCCUUGUUUGUCCAGAUGUUCCAGCGGCCAUUCUCCCGCCAAGACCAAGUCCAUCCAGCGAUGACGACCUAGAGGAGGACGACGACGAAGAUUUCCUAACGGUUGUGCAAAUUGAAACGGUGUGUCGACGUUUGUUUGACGACGGUAUCAUUCCAAAAGCCAUUGAACUGGAUGUGUCAAGACACGGAGAAUAUCUCGACAGCAUUGAUGCCACCGAUCCAUUUUGUGCCGAGAUACAAGUCGCCUACGGACAGUGUCUGUUCUGUGCGACCCAAAAAGACCGGGACGACUGCACAAUUCACAGCAGAGAGGUUCGAUGUGGAGGACAGCCGACAAAACAAGAAAUUAUCAUGGAUAACACAAACUAUCCACUUUAUCAGACGGAAGAAGACAUUGCUGUGGCUUGUGACGCCUUGCAGACAACAUUUGCAGAUGGGAAGGCAUCGUCUAUGGACUUGUGCGAACGUCACAAACAAAUCAAACACCUCUGCCCUCGCGAAUGUAGCGGCGGAUGCUUCGUCGCAGAAGAAUACCCCCCAACGUGCGAGGCGAAUACUACUGGGGUACCGGUGAGCAGUCCACCAACGGGCAGCCCAACCAUGGUUACCCAGCCACAAGCCAGGCAAAACAACAAUGGAGGAGACAAGAAUAGGGGGGGCAGAAAGCCUGCUUGUGAUCGGAUUAUAGAGAAGGCAUUCUUUGGAGUUGAUGCUGAUAUAUUUCUGAAUACAUCCAACCAUCUAGAAUAUUUCCAAAGCAUACCUGCUGAAAGCAAUUUCUGUCCCCUAGCUCGAGAGUCCUACAAGGAUUGUAUCUGGUGUAACCUCGACAACCUUUGUUUCAGUGAAGAAAACCCACCUUCCUGUGAUCCACCAGAAGGAGCUGUCGUCGACAGUUUUGAUAUGGAAAGCCUUGUUGCUACAGAGGAAAUCUGCAGUGGAAUAGACAGAGCUUUCUUUGGCAUUGACGACAUUUUCGACGCAUCCGCGCAUGCGGGACACAUUGCAAUUCAAAAGGACUCAGAACUCUGUGGGCAAGCACAGCAAGUUUAUCACAAAUGCUUCUGGUGCGCAAAAGACGUCCCAGCUGAAUUUUGCUCCACGGGUGCCGCCUGCGAUGGCAUCGUAUCCCCAGACGAAGUAUUGCCUCCAAAUUUCAAGAGUGUUGUUUUCGAUGGGGUGGACAACAAAGGUAGACCAAGGGAUGCGAGCAACUGUGAAGGGGUGGUGAAGUACCUUAAGGACUCAGUUUUGUAUUCUAGGCCACAUUCAUUGCAAGGGUGCUAUGAGGAGUUGUUGUUGGUAAAGCAUUGCCGUGAGGAGUACUGCCCCCGAGUCGAAGAUGCACCGGAACGAGAUGACCACUACUUGGGUGCUACAACAGAUGCCGAAAAAAUGGCUUUGAUCUGGGUGUCUCGAGCCUCUGCUAUUCUCUCCUUCCUGGGGGCAUCUUUUGUGCUCUUUGACAGUCUAUCGGAUGGGAAGGCACGGGAGACAGUUUACCACCAGUUGCUGAUUGGCAUGGCGAUCAUGGACUUGGUCACAGCAGUGUCUUGGUGUUUUGCAACAAUCCCCAUUGAUACAACCUUCUCUGGUACAGACCAUAUCCUUGGAGCCAUGGGGAAUGAGGCAUCAUGCAAGGCACAAGGGUUCUUUAUCCAGCUUGGCUUCACCUCUGUAUACUACAAUGUGUCGCUGGCUUUGUACUAUGUCCUAGUCAUUGCAAGGGACUGGAAGGAAUUUCAUCUGAAGAAGAUCCGGUUGUAUCUGCAUGCCGUACCAUGCACCGUUGGGUUGGGACUCGCAUUGGGUGCGCUUGGGAGCUAUAAUUUUAUGGGAUAUGCCUGCCAUUUGCUGCCCCACCCAGAAGGAAGCCUUGGCACAGUGAUGCUCUUUGUAAUCAUUCCUUUGGGGUUUUCAGUUGUUGCUAUUACGGCUUCCAUGCUGGUUGUGUAUGGCACGGUCAGGUCCAGAGCUGGGGCUUCACGGAAAUGGUCUUUUGGUGUUGGAUCAGCGAGCAAAUUGGAACAGGCCGUGUUCUGGCAGUGCCUCUUUUAUGCCAUGGCUUUCUACAUAACGUGGCCCAUCAUGUUUGCUGUAUAUUUAGGCUCUGUGGGUGUGGAUGGGCCUCUUGGUCUAUCGCUAACUAUUGCCUUUGUGGCUCCUCUUUCUGGCUUCACCAACUUUUUGGUGUACAUCCGCCCAAAGAUUGUUGCAAGACGCAAGAAAAGGGCCCCACGACAAUCAAUCGAGUCUGCAUCAUCGUCACCAUCAACAAUUUUUGUGACAGCCAUGAUGCGAAUGUUUCGGCGAACUGGACCACAAGGUUCUUCCCAGAAUGAAGAUUACACGCUUCGAGGAAGAAACGUGGAUCCUUCAGUUUUAGUGGCGGUGGACCCAACAGAGGACCCAACAGACCCAUCGGGCGCGAUAUCUUCGCGCCCAAGCCGACUAUCCCUGUCGCCAAGUGUGCCCCCAGAGUUGGAACGAUCUUGAGCAGGGAAGCCGCCUUCAACGGCCAGCGACGCAGAACGUCAGGGGCAGUCAAUGCUACGGUCGACAACAUUCACGAGACGGCGUGCUAUGGCACCAUAGCUUGCUACCUUCCGACAGUGAUUCACGAGAGGGUGCGCUACGGCACUACCGGUAUAGCUUGCUACCUCAAUUCGCGGGGAAGUGUGCUAAUGCUACGGUCGACAACAAUUCACGAGACGGUGUGCUAUGCACCAUAGUUGCUACCUUCCGACGGUUGGUUCUGCUUUCAAUUCGGACUGCGUCCUUCCGAAAGGAGCCCUGCCAGAGGCCCAUCCCGAGAGCAACUCUAGUAUUGUUCAGCUUCAGUGAAGUUGAGGCACGGUUCGGGUGAAACGAUCACCAUGAGGUACCGUAGGCAAACGAAAUAGUACAAUCUGUGACGCUUUGG